CAAAAAAGCUGUCUGAUUAAUCAACUCGACACAUUUGAUAUUCAUACACAAUGAGCGAAUUCCAACCAGUUGUUGUCGUUGACGGUAAGGGUCAUUUAUUAGGUAGAUUAGCAUCUAUUGUUGCUAAGGAGCUUUUGGAUGGUCAAAAGAUCGUCGUUGUCAGAUGCGAAAGCAUGAACGUCUCCGGUGAGUUCUUCAGAAACAAGUUAAAGUACCACGACUACUUGAGAAAGUCCACCAACUUCAACCACAGAAGAGGUCAAUUCCAUUUCAGAGCCCCAUCCAGAAUCUUCUACAAGGCUGUCAGAGGUAUGAUCCCACACAAGACUGCCAGAGGUAAGGCUGCAUUAGAAAGAUUAAAGGUCUUCGAAGGUGUCCCACCUCCAUACGACAAGAAGAAGAAGAUUGUUGUUCCACAAGCUUUGAGAGUCUUGAGAUUGAAGCCAGGUAGAAAGUACACAACCUUGGGCAGAUUGUCCUCCUCUGUUGGUUGGAAGUACGAGUCCAUCGUCGACUCCUUGGAAGAAAAGAGAAAGGCCAAGGCUGCUGAAUACUACGCCAAGAAGCUCUCUGCUGCUAAGAAGUUGACUGCUGCCAAGGCUACUGUUGCUGGUUCCGAAGCAUCCGAGAAGUUGGCUGCUUUAGGUUACUAAACUAAAUUGUGUAAUUUAAGUAUACUCAAACGAUAGUGAAGAGUUUUCUCUAUACAUAAAACAUGAAAUUUUUAAUUUUAAUACAAGAAACUCCCCCAGGGCCCCAAUUCCGA
Messenger RNA from Pichia membranifaciens NRRL Y-2026, 766 nucleotides. RefSeq lists its product as hypothetical. NCBI's taxonomy places the organism in Eukaryota, Fungi, Ascomycota, Pichiomycetes, Pichiales, Pichiaceae. Gene Ontology annotation, biological process: translation; negative regulation of translation. Gene Ontology annotation, cellular component: ribosome; cytosolic large ribosomal subunit. Gene Ontology annotation, molecular function: mRNA binding; structural constituent of ribosome. Bases 51 to 653 code for a protein of 200 amino acids. The record is from RefSeq and is a predicted model, not a curated record. The transcript is spliced from 2 exons.